AGGAGGAGAGGGACAAGGAGCAGGAGGACAAGAAGGAGGAACAGGUGGAGGAGUAGCUGGAGGGAAUGAAGAAGAGAAAGAUGGUGAGAAUGGAACAAUUGCUUUAGAAUCAUGUGAUCAACCAAACACUUCAUCAUCACUUAUUGUAUCUACUCAUUCCACUGGUAUACCUGAAGCUACAGUGUAUGCUGGACAAGUGUUUUAUGAACGACCAGAUUUACUGAGAUUUACUGCUGCUAGAGAUUUGAAUGCCUUACGUCAGUAUAUAAAGCAGACAUAUGUCAUUCAUGAAAUGGAUGAGGAUUUUACAUUCCAGCUUAAUCCGUCUCUGAAAUAUGCUUGUAUUCAGUUAAUGUUUGAUGGUCCACAGUUGAGACCAACAACUGGCUGGACUGUUAGUCCUCAUAAGAAUCCUUGUCUGAUUAGGGAACGUGACAUACUUGGUUUUGGUGACAUUAGUACUACAAUUCCUCCAUCUUGCCUGGUAUCAAUAUAUGCUGAGAAUAGUCCCCAUACUGUACCUAACUUGAGUUAUUCUGUACCAUUGAAAGGUGUACAGGAACAAAUGGAAAUUAUAAUUAACAGAUCACUGAAGGAUAUAUUAGAUGCACCUCAUUCUGUUGGUACUAAAGAUGUUCCUAAUCCUGGUUCACAUAAUGACCUCAAGAAGCACCUUAAUGAUCUGAAACGUUUCCUUUCUUCUUCAGAAUUAUCAAUGUUUCGUGACAUAGCUAAUGGUUGUAUGGAUGUAAAAAUUAUUAAUUCUUCUCAGCAUGAUGAGUUAUUUGAUGGGAUGAAUAACCAGUCUUUAUCAGAAAGAGUGGGACUUUUUGUUCAGAAAAUUACAAAUACAAUUGAAUUUUGUCCAAAUCAAAUUAGUACAUUCUUGUCUAUACUGAGGGAACAGGAUCAUGUUGUUCUUUCUACAUUAGCUGACAGGAUAGCUGCUUCAUAUAGAUGAACAAGAUAAUGAUUACUGGAGCAAUGACAUUAUAAUUUUUUAUCUUUCAUAUGGACUUUUUGCUUUAUGUGUUGUGUGUGUGUAGUUUUGUGUUUGUAUUUAACUUUACAAAACAGUUGAGUAAGAUCCCUAA
Amphimedon queenslandica is the source of this 1094-nucleotide messenger RNA. RefSeq lists its product as uncharacterized. The transcript has 6 exons. The coding region runs from base 293 to 961 and encodes 222 amino acids. The record is from RefSeq and is a predicted model, not a curated record. NCBI's taxonomy places the organism in Eukaryota, Metazoa, Porifera, Demospongiae, Haplosclerida, Niphatidae.